Sphaeroforma arctica JP610 is the source of this 276-nucleotide messenger RNA. RefSeq lists its product as hypothetical. The record is from RefSeq and is a predicted model, not a curated record. The transcript has a single exon. Bases 1 to 276 code for a protein of 91 amino acids. NCBI's taxonomy places the organism in Eukaryota, Ichthyosporea, Ichthyophonida.
AUGUGUCCCAGAGAGGUCAAGAUCCAUUUGGACGAUGGCUUAUCAUCAUCAGCGGCAAGCAUUGUAGGCUUGGCAGGGUUGGUGGCGACAAGGGGUGUGGGUCAGUGGGUUGGCUUCGGAGCGGUGGGUAGGGCGCCUCGUGGUGUUGAGCCGGGGGUGGGAGUGGUAACCGUCGUCGAAGGUGGGAGGGAGUUGGGCUUCUGCCUCAAUCUGCAGGAUAGAGUCGUUGUCCGGGAUAUCGUCGCCCAUAACCUAUCGGAACGCACAAACUUCUGA